AGUCUUAAUCACUGAGCAGCAGGGGACAAGCGGCAAGGGUUUUCUCCUUCUGUAUCACACUAAAAAUUGGGAACAUUUCACUGUGAAGGAGGCAAAAUGCAGUGAUUUCUACUCAACUUCUGCAUCUCCAAAAUUGGAAGGAUUAAGUAUUUGGUUCGGUAUAAAGUGAAAAGGCGAAUAGCGAUAAGAAACAGAAAAUGUCUGGAAAAGCGGAGGUGAAACAACUUGAGGAAUGCUCUGUUUCAAAUGCACUAGGCACAUGGGUCUUUUCGGUAGCUGGAGCUUUGCUUGCAAUCCCGGUGGGAAUAAAGCGAAAAUCUUUGGCACCCCUUGUAUUCUUCGGCACAACUGGUACAAUGCUUGAUAUAAUCAUGGGAAUCAGUGCCUGUGAAAGAGAACAUGCAGAACGUCAAAUGAAGCUCUUGGAAGCUCAAAAUGCGGCAGCAGCUGAUACUGAAUCAGAAUCUUAAAACAUGUGCAGUUAUUUUGCACUCUCUUAAUCUGUCUCGACUAGUGUUGCCAUCCAAGAAUAAAAAGCUGGUGACUAGGCUUUUUGAAAAAUCUUACCGUUUGAUUUGUGCUGUAGGUUUCCAUUUAAAAGUUCAAUAAUGUGGUUUGUUAUUUGUGUUAAUUGUCUUCACAUUUCUCUCUGGUAUGUCUUAUAUUUCUGUUGUGUUAUGUAAUUGUCGUUUUCUGCUACA
Molecule: messenger RNA, 701 nt
Organism: Olea europaea var. sylvestris
Lineage: Eukaryota; Viridiplantae; Streptophyta; Magnoliopsida; Lamiales; Oleaceae
Exons: 3
Coding region: 198-470 (90 amino acids)
Source: RefSeq, a predicted model, not a curated record